AUGAUGGAUGUCACCUGUUUCAAUUCAUCCAGAAGAGUUUCAUUCGAUGAGCAACGAUUGAAAACAUUUGUUUACGACAAAGAUACCAUUGAUGGCUCAUCGGAAAUAUUACACAUUAAGUCACCUUUCACCGAUCCAAACGCACCUCCAAGUCGGAUAACGGUUGUUGCGGAAGAAUCGGAAAUGCCGACAACGAUAAUGCCACCAGCACAAAUUGAAGAUGCUCAAAAUGCAGCUGCAGUUAGUAGUCCUCCUCUUCCAGCACUUGUUAAAAGGGUAGAAAAUGAAUUAACAGAUAAUCCGUUUCGCCCAGAAGAAUCUCUGUUUCAUGAGGUUGAUCCUAUCGUCGAAGCAUACAAAAGAAAGCCUUAUCCACCAUCGCUGCCCGGUUCGCAAAAUACAACACCUGUGAGAAGCGGUAGUCAAACAUAUUUAAACGGCAUUUCACCAUCAUCAUUAGUGCCAAAUAAAGGAAUGGAGCCUGAAGUGACAGGUACAACACCGUUGAUGAAUAUUAAUGAUCGAGUUGGUUUGGAAGAUGGUAUGGCUGAUUUGCCAAAAGCUCGACAAGUGGAGUGUGUGCGCAUCGAAAAAAAGAAGAAGCGCACAUCAAUGAAGGGACUGUUAUUUAUCAAAUAG
This is a messenger RNA of Brugia pahangi, 639 nucleotides long. Lineage: Eukaryota; Metazoa; Nematoda; Chromadorea; Rhabditida; Onchocercidae. The record is from the annotation of a GenBank genome assembly.